AUGCUGCGAGUCGAGAAUACCGACUUGAAAGACUUGAAACUUUGCGCCAAAUUGAUUCCACGCGACGCCCUCCGGGAGCCCCCUAUGCCUGUGACAGUGCUCCGACCAGCGGUGUCGCAGUCCAUGUGCCCAUCGGAGUCUUCACUGUCUUCAGCUGCAAAAGGCGACUUUAGGAUGGCGGCUGCCGCAGGCUCCCCACCCUGGCUGCGCGUGGAAAAGCUUGUGGCUCUGGGGGACCUGCGGGCUCCACGUACCCUCGGAGAUCCUGGAUCUACGGCUGUUGUGGAGGUGGUGAUCGGGGUGGGUGCUGCGGUUGGUGCAACCGCAGACCCUCGCGAACAGGCAGCAUUUGGGGGGUGGUCUGCUACCGCACUCAGGUUUGGACCGGAUACGCCCCCUGCCUCCGAAGGGGGCGGGGGGCCCUGUGCAGGGCUUGCCAGUGCCAUUCAGGCUAAAGAUGCGGAUCUAAACAGGGUAAAAAGCAUGAAAAAGACCAUCCCUCCCACCCCGUUGCCGCCCGAGUCCAAUCCGAGGCCCUCGCUGACAAGGACCGUGGGCAGGAGGGCAGGGCCAGGGGGCCCCCUGCAGAUGCCCCCCUUUGGUGGCGUGCUUGGCGCCCCUUUAGACCCCUGA
Messenger RNA from Cyclospora cayetanensis, 633 nucleotides. RefSeq lists its product as uncharacterized. NCBI's taxonomy places the organism in Eukaryota, Apicomplexa, Conoidasida, Eucoccidiorida, Eimeriidae. The coding region runs from base 1 to 633 and encodes 210 amino acids. The transcript has a single exon. The record is from RefSeq and is a predicted model, not a curated record.